This is a messenger RNA of Morus notabilis, 830 nucleotides long. Its product is annotated as remorin. Lineage: Eukaryota; Viridiplantae; Streptophyta; Magnoliopsida; Rosales; Moraceae. The coding region runs from base 90 to 665 and encodes 191 amino acids. The record is from RefSeq and is a predicted model, not a curated record. The transcript is spliced from 5 exons.
AUUAAUGAAGAAUGAUCCGUUGGAAUUAUUGCACCGCUAUAGGGCAAAAACAUAAAAAUUGAUAUUAUUAGUCUGAAAGAAGAGAAGCUAUGGAAGCAGGGCUGAAGAAUAAUAUGGAAGAGGAAUUGAAUCCACCUCUGGCUCAGCCCCCAUACGACGUCGGUUUGGAGAAAGCCGUAGUUCCACCACCACCACAACCACCAACUCAAGUCAAGGCUGAAGAAUCCAAAUCUCUUGCCGUGGUUGAAAAGACUCCAGAACCACUGGUCAAAAAACCUUCUGGAGGUUCAAUUGAUAGAGAUAUUGCUUUGGCGGAGGUUGAAAAAGAAAAACGGUUGUCUUAUAUCAAGGCAUGGGAAGAAAGUGAGAAAACAAAGGCCGAGAACAAGGCUCAGAAGAAGCUCUCAAGUGUUGGUGCAUACGAAAACAGCAAGAAAGCGGCUUUGGAAGCCAAGCUGAGAAAGAAAGAGGAAGAAUUAGAGAAGAAAAAGGCCGAAUAUGCAGAGAAAAUGAAGAACAAAGUGGCUUUAAUUCACAAAGAAGCAGAAGAGAAAAGGGCAGCUGUUGAAGCUAUUCGUAGGGAAGAAUUGCUCAAAGCAGAGGAGUUGGCUGCUAAAUACCGUGCCACUGGGAACACCCCAAAGAAGUUUCUUGGUUGUUUUUGAACUCUUUCACCUUCUUCAGACAUGAUUUGAAUCUCUUCUUUUUUAUGUGUAUACUUCCUUGUUUGUCUGUUUCUUUUUGUGUGAAAACCAUCAAGUGGAGAAUCAAACUUGUGUUCAUUAUCAUCCCAAGUUUGUGCAGAAAACAUGUUUGUUUCGCGAGAGCAG